This is a messenger RNA of Polistes dominula (European paper wasp), 1279 nucleotides long. It is a transcript of the gene Phyhd1, whose product is annotated as Phytanoyl-CoA dioxygenase domain containing 1. Lineage: Eukaryota; Metazoa; Arthropoda; Insecta; Hymenoptera; Vespidae. The record is from RefSeq and is a predicted model, not a curated record.
UAAGGUCGUAGUCCGAAGAGGCCGGGUUUCUUGAGUUGAGCAAGCUCCCUCACCUAGUCAUUUUGUAGGAGUACUCGCUUGCGGACGUGUUCUUGCACUCUCUCUCUCUCUCUCUCUCUUUUAUUUAAGAAAAAGAUACUCCUUUUAACAAACGGACAGGAAACGCGUAAGGAAAAAGAGUGAAAGAUCACUGAGCGAAACGCACGAUCGAUUUAACACGCCAACAUGAAGGAUAUCGUUACUGAGUUUAAUACAAAUGGCUUCGUCGUUCUCGAAGAUUUAUUUAAACCGGAAGAAGUGGACGAAAUGAAAUCUUGCGGGGAAAAAUUCACGGAAGCUUUGCCAAAUGAAGCGGAAAGGGAAAUUUUUAGUACGUCAGACGAACAUAGAGAUUUAAAAAAAAAAAGCUGGGAUCAAUAUUUCUUAGACAGUGCGAACAAAGUGUGUCCAUUUUUUGAAAUUGAUGCAUUAGAAAAGGAUGGUACUUUAAAAGUUGAUCCUAAAGUAUCUUUAAACAAAGUAGGUCAUGCAUUACAUUGGCUACAUCCGACCUUUAAAAAAUACACAUUUGAUGAACGAAUAAAAGAGGUUGCAUUCCAAUUGGGUUAUAUAGAACCGGCUGUGUGCCAAUCUAUGUACAUUUAUAAAAAUCCUGGCAAUAAUUCGGAAGUAAUUUUGCACCAGGAUGCAACAUACUUAUACACAGAUCCAGUUAAAUUACUGGGUUUUUGGAUCGCAUUAGAAGAUGCUACGCAAGAAAAUGGUUGUCUUUAUAUUGCUCCGGGUUCUCACAAAGGUGGUGUUAACGUACGUUUCCUUCGAAAUAAGGAUCCUGAUUCUGAACAACUUUUGAUACACGACAAACCAUACCCUAGCUAUCCAUUAGAUACUUUCCGACCUGUUCCGGUAACCAAAGGAACUUGUGUAUUAAUUCAUGGUCAAGUGGUACAUGGUUCUUUUCCAAAUAGAAGCAAAAAGACAAGAAAUGCUUAUACUUUUCACAUUAUCGAAACUAAAGAUGUGACUUAUGCUAAGGACAAUUGGUUGCAACCACCUGCUAAUGGAUUUGCACUAUUGUAUAGAAAUUAAAAAUACAACUAAUUUUUACAAUAAACAAUGCAAUAUUUAUAAAUAUGCGCGUACGUGGCAGGUUGUGCUCGUUUAUUUGUUCUUAGCGUUGAAGAAAAUUAAAAUUUUUAAUUAGUUUCUCUGUUCAUUCUUUAUGUUUAACUUAAAAUUAUACGAAAGAAAAAAAAAUAUAUUCUUUAAUGACGUUUUA